CUUGGCCUGCAGGCUGUACGAAGGCGACUGGCGGAAGUGACGUACAUUAACGCCGGGGAAGUGUCACGGAGUAAUAUCUUCCCGCUUCUGUCACCACUGGCGCGUACCGAGGGGACGGAUACAGAGGGAGCAGCCGAGCUGUGUUUACACAAUGCCGGCCCUUUUGGAAAGACCUAAGAUGUCGAACACGAUGGCGCGAGCCCUCCAUAGACAUGUGAUGAUGGAGCGGGAGCGUAAGCGACAAGAGGAGGAGGAGGUGGAUAAGAUGAUGGAGCAGAAACUGCGGGAUGAACAGGAGAGGAGGAGGAAGAAGGAGAUGGAAGAGAGGAUGUCCUUGGAGGAGACGCGUGAACAGAUCAUGAAGCUCCAGGAGAAGCUGAAUAAGCUGCAGGAGGAGAAGCACCAGCUCUUUCUCCAGCUGAAGAAGGUUCUCCACGAGGAGGAGAAGAGGAGGAGGAAGGAGCAGAGUGACCUCACCACGUUGACGUCGGCCGCUUACCAGCAGGGCAUGGUGAUGCACACAGGAGCCCAUCUCAUUAACAUGCAAGGGAGUCCUGGGGGUCAUUCCCGCCAUAGCUCUCUCAUGUCUGAUCGAGCCAAGCAGAUGUUCGGGCCACCAGUGAUAUCGGGUCGCCAUUACUCCAACCAGCCGUCCUUCAGCCCCACUGCCGCAGAGCAUGGCCAGUACCAAACCAGCCAGUCAGGCCAUGGCCCCUACACGGUCAGUCAGCCGCAGCACAGCUUCGGGGCCGGCCAGUCUGGACCCGUCACCUACACGGGGAGCCAGUCCAUCAGAGGUCCUGCUGCCUUCCCCACCAUGCAGUAUCUGUCUCACCAGCAGCCGGGGUACACAGUUCAUGGUCACUAUUCGGGAGCUCACGCAGGAUUUAUGCCACCGAGCAGCACCAUCCCGCUCCAGAAGCAGCUUGAACAUGCCAAUCAGCAGUCCGGCUUCACCGACUCUUCAACUCUUCGCCCUAUGCACCCCCAGGCUCUGCACCCCACGCAGACCCUCCUGACGGCUCAGCCGAUAGCAGUUCCAAUGCAGCCGACCAAGUCGGCCUUGUCUUAUUCCCACCCAUCGCGCUCUGCUUCUCCUGGAGGAUACCCACACGGGACCCCGCCUCAGCAGCCACAUACGUCUGGGUUCCAGGCCUCCCCGCAGCCGACUCCUCGUCUUCCUUUCAUGCAGCAUGGACAGAACCAGAGAUUCUACAAGUGACUGUUCCGCGCCUCGUCUUCAGCCUCUGUAUGAAUGGUGUAAAUAUUCGUGAUAAGAGACCCCAGUAUACCAGUCCAGCUCCUCGCUGUACCCCACACACCCUGCAGCUUUUUAACCUUCCGCAGACUGGGUGGUGAUGUAAAUAAACUGACAUUACCUGUU
Molecule: messenger RNA, 1384 nt
Organism: Bufo bufo (common toad)
Lineage: Eukaryota; Metazoa; Chordata; Amphibia; Anura; Bufonidae
Gene: GPS2
Product: G protein pathway suppressor 2
Exons: 12
Coding region: 152-1222 (356 amino acids)
Biological process (GO): regulation of transcription by RNA polymerase II
Cellular component (GO): transcription regulator complex
Molecular function (GO): transcription coregulator activity
Source: RefSeq, a predicted model, not a curated record